AUUGUACCCGAGUUGUACGAUCAGGGCCAUCUUUGCUUGUCCUCGCCGGUGACAGUGUGUGUGUGUGGUCACUUCACAUUUUGUCAAUUUUCUGGCGAAUGAUAGUUUACAGUUUUUAAUUUGGUUGGGAACAGCUGGUUGGGUAGAACAGAGCCGAACACCGGUGCGAGGAUCUGUCUUGUAUCCAGCAGGAACCGUAUCCUCCCUUCCUUCGGUACCCUUCAUUUCAUUUUUCUGACACAGGGCGAGACGGAGAGGCGCUGCUUGCACCAUGGAUGAGGAAUAUGAUGUGAUUGUUUUGGGAACCGGGCUCACAGAAUGCAUUCUGUCGGGGAUCAUGUCUGUGAAUGGGAAAAAGGUGCUGCACAUGGACAGGAACCCAUACUACGGAGGGGAGAGCUCUUCGAUCACACCCCUGGAGGAGUUGUACAAGCGUUUUAACCAGCCGGAAACUCCCCCUGAGUCCAUGGGCCGAGGCAGGGACUGGAACGUUGACCUCAUCCCCAAGUUCCUCAUGGCCAAUGGCCAGCUGGUGAAGAUGCUGCUGUAUACAGAGGUGACCCGGUACCUGGACUUUAAGGUGGUGGAGGGGAGCUUCGUUUACAAAGGAGGAAAGAUUUACAAAGUUCCCUCCACCGAGACCGAGGCACUGGCUUCAAAUCUGAUGGGCAUGUUCGAGAAGCGCAGAUUUAGAAAGUUUUUAGUUUUUGUGGCAAACUUCGACGAGAAUGACCCCAAAACGUUUGAGGGUGUCGACCCAAAAACCACCACAAUGAGAGACGUUUAUAAGAAGUUUGACCUGGGACAAGAUGUCAUCGACUUCACCGGACAUGCCCUUGCCCUCUACAGGACAGACGACUACAUGGACAUGCCGUGUUUGGAAACAAUCAACCAUCUGUACAGUGAAUCUCUGGCUCGAUAUGGAAAGAGCCCCUACCUCUACCCCCUGUAUGGGCUGGGCGAGCUGCCACAGGGCUUUGCUAGGUUGAGUGCUAUCUAUGGUGGGACAUACAUGCUGAACAAACCUGUGGAGGAGAUUGUGAUGGAGGGAGGCCAUGUGGUCGGAGUCAAGUCUGAAGGAGAGGUGGCGCGUUGUAAGCAGCUGAUCUGUGACCCGAGCUACAUCCCUGACCGUGUGCGUAAAGCAGGUCAGGUCAUCAGGGUCAUCUGCAUCCUCAGUCACCCCAUAAAGAACACCAACGACGCCAACUCCUGCCAAAUCAUCAUCCCCCAGAACCAAGUCAACCGCAACUCAGACAUCUACGUGUGCAUGAUCUCAUACGCUCAUAACGUGGCGGCACAGGGCAAAUACAUCGCCAUUGUCAGCACCACCGUGGAGACCGCCGAGCCUGAGUCCGAGAUCGCACCUGCACUGGAGCUGCUCGAGCCCAUAGACAAGAAGUUUGUGGCCAUUAGUGACAUGUACGAGCCCACAGAUGAUGGAUCCGACAGUCAGAUAUUCGCGUCGCGGUCCUACGAUGCCACCACUCACUUUGAAACCACCUGCAACGACAUUAAAGACAUCUACAAACGCAUGACCGGCUCCGACUUCGACUUUGAGAACAUGAAGCGCAAACAGAAUGACGUGUUCGGAGAGGACGAGCAGUGAGCACCAGGGGGCGACGCAGAGGCCAGGCGGAAAUACUCACACUGCAAAAAAAUAUUAUUCAUAUGAGAUAAAAUGACUUGAAUUUAAAAUAAUUAUUUAGAUUUAGUAAUUAUGGCUAGUUUAGAUGCAUUUAAUACACUCAAAAAUGAGUUCAAAUAACGGUUUUGUAUCAUCUUUUUCUAUCUGAAAAUAAAUGUUAAUUCAAAGUAUACAAGUUAGGUAAAAUGCUUUGGAUCAACAUAAAAAUGAGUGGUGAAAUAGGACUUAUUAGGAUUAUUUCACUUUAUACAUGGCAGACAAUUCCAAAUAUUUCAACAAGUCCUCAUAUCUAGGCCUACAAACUUAAGACAUCUAAAGGAAUAUGCAGGGAUGGCGUAUGCGUGAGUGAAGCCUAAGUUAGUCAGAACUACUCCAAUCAAAUUGAUAUUAUGAAUUCAAGUCAUUUUAACUCAUGCCGACGUUCAUUUUUGCAGUGCAGGUACUCCUUUGUUGUCUCUACGCCCUGAUCUCUCCAUUCACACAGACACGCUGUUAAAAUACUCACUUUUUGUCACUGAAAAGCAGGGUUGAUGCGGUUUUUCCAUUACACAUUGUAGAUAAUAUAUAACCAUGUGUUCUCCUAGCUGUGAAAUGAAACUGUCAAUGAUUUUCAAUGCUUUAUGAUUUUACUCAUUUUAAAGUUCACAUUGGGACAAAAAUCACCACAAGAAGUUAUAGAAUUUUGAGACUUGAAAUGGCGUCGUGUAGAUGCUAUAGUUAAACCAACUGCCUCUCUGUAUAUUGUUUGUACUAUCACUGUUAAAACAAAAGGUCAAAUUCACACAACAUAACAGCAACGUGGAUCAACAGACUUGUUUUAAAAGACAAUUUUGAAGUGCAAUUCAAUCUAGCUAAGAUCAAAAUGCCUAUAUUAGUUGAGAAAUUUCUUGAGAGUUAAGAAAACAUGCCUUGAUGUUUUUUUUGUAUCUUACUUAUUUAGAGUGCAAAAUGAACAAUAUUGUACUCUGACAAUUUAAUUUAGACUCAAAGAUAAUUGACAUUUUAGCAGUGUAGUCCAACUUUACUACUACUUUUGAGGUGGUGACUCUAGCUAUAGUAAUUCUACAUGUAUAUUUCCCGUUGUUGUACAUAGCAGUUCCGCAAAAUGAAGGCUGGCCCAUUCAGACACCUCUCCUAUCAACCCUGCUUUACAAUAUUACAACUUUCUCUUGUCUUAUUUCAAUAGACGCGACUACUUUUUGCAAAAAUCAGGCAAAUGUGAAAUCGCCUGUACAAAACCGCCUGUUCAGUGCUCACUUUGCAUUGCUGUUGUGUGACCCUGUGCUAGCAAACAAGCUAUCCAGUGGCUAAUACUAGGCUAACUGUCACCCCCACACUACCCUCCUACCCGAAAAUGUUGAUGAUUUCUGUUUUUGUUGCGUAUUCUGAAAUUUCAAUAGUCUAUAAUAUGUUCUAACACUUUAAAUUAUUGAAGAGUUUUAUUUCUAUAUAUUUGGUGCACAGUUCACUGGCUGAAGUGAUGACGUUUACCGUAUGUGAUCGAAACUUUGGUCUUCAAGAAAGUUUAGUGGGCACAUUUGAAAAAAAAAAAGAAUCUAUAUGAGUUAAAAUGACUUGAUUCGGUAAUUUUUGAUUGAGUAGUUAUGGCAAGUUUGCAUUUAUUUACUUGUUCAGUAAUUUUGAAAGUAUUUCUGGAUUUUAUGGUUAGAAAAUUAUAUCUAAAUUAUAUAAAAAGCUAAUAUGACACUACUAACAUUAUGUUGUUACCAGUCAAAAACUAGGGAAAAACAAACAAACAAACAAAAAAAAAACCUCUUUAACCAAUCAUUUUAGGUUUUAUUAGUAAAUAAAUUGAAAUGUGUUAAAACUACUCAAGAUUCUGGAGUUUAAGUCAUUUCAAGUCAUGUAGAUUUUUUGAUUUUUGCAGUGAAAGAGUGUUAAAAAAACGGAUUGUGAAACUGCAAGUAUGUGAUUUUGAGAAGAGGUUUUAUGGAGGUUUUCUGGUCCGAACUAGAGAAAGUUGUGUUAAGAUUGAAGACUGAAAUUUCAGCUCAAAGUGAAUGCACCGGAUUGUGUCUUGGUUGUUUGAAUUCAACCCUUGUGUACGUCACUGGAAGAGUCACUCCCUUAGGGGCUAUAGCCAAUGGAAAAACUAUACGCUGUAAAAACUGCAACUACUUGAGUUUAAAACCUAAAAUAUUCAUCUUUAUUUGAGUUGUUUUGACUAGUUUGAGUAACUAAAGUAGUUUGAAUGCAUUUUUGGCCUGUUUCAGAUGACAUGACAACAUUUGAUAAGCCUAUAAUAUUUAAUGGAGACUGGGGUGAAGGUAAAAUUACUAUUGUCAAUAUGCAGGUAUUGUUUCAUUUAAAGUGCAUAGUUGUUACUUGAAGUGGUCAAGUUUAAAUUUGCUAAUUUAAUAUAUUUCAAUAGGGAAAUCUUGCUCUUGCCCUCCAUCACCAAUACUCUCCAAGUCUCCAAUACAUUCGAAAUUACAAUAAAAUUUGUCAGUAAUUUCAGAUUAUAAAUUUAUUUCUGUGUGUAUUAAGAUAAAUAUAAACUGCUUUAUAUUACCAAGUAUAAAAUGAAUAAUGUUAUUGAAAUAAUCUUAACUCAUGUAGAGAUUCAGUUUUUACAGUGCAGUUGUUAAAGCAGGAACACACUAAUUCGCAGUAGCAUAGCAGUAUGAAGCCACAGUUUCCUGCCCCUCGUGAAUGAACCAAUACGAUUUGAUUUGGUCAUAGCCUUAAUUCGGGGUUUCACUGAGAAUGGCUUAUUUUAUUUUAUUCCUUUAGUGCUUGUUCUUUUCUUGUUUUAGAUCCUUCCUGUGCCAAAAUGUUAACGUUAUUGGCAAAAAUAAUGAAGAAAAAAAAAGUACUCUCUUUUACUUUAACUGCCUAUUUUGCAACCAUUUUAUUGCAACAAACCAUUCAAAAUAUGGAACUUGUGCUGGAUUGCACCAUCUAGGUUUAACUUACAAAUAAGCAUUUUCAGUUCAGUAAAUCCGGGCCUAACUUAGCUGAAAGCUUAGCAAAGUUUUGUAUAUGUUGAAAAACUUACAUCACUUCUCUGUGUAAUUAUAAUGAGUUAUACUAAACACACAUUAGCAAUAAUUCAACUUCUAAGAUAAGUUAAAACUGGCUGGUGCAAUCUGCUGUUAAGAUGUUUUGAAUGGGGCUACUCAGUUGUCCUGGCACCCAUAACAUCACUUGAAAUCUGAAUUUUGACAGAUGCAGUGCUUUGCUGUUGCAUUCCAAUCAACCAUUUUUCUUUUAACUUAAACAUACCAACUGAUUCCUGAAUUAACACCGAAAAGGGGAGCUGACUUUCCUUUUGUUUUUGCAGUUUGAAUUUCCGGCAAAUUGUGAACGAACGGUUGCGUCUUAUGCUGAAAACUCUAUGCUUACCUUACUCCAUUACUAGUAUAUCUGGUAGAAUUGAUUUUUUUAAGUGAUGCACACUAACUUAAUUAUUUUGUUUGUUUGAUUGUUUUUGCAGUGUCACAUGUUUACCUAAUUUAGUGGUCAUUCCUGUGUCCAUCAUAGUUUUGCUAUGAUUAAAUGCAUUCCAAAUAAAGUUUCAAUGGAGGAUACACUCUAAAAAAUACUGCUGCCUAUUUCAACAUGUCUCUCUGUGCAUCAGUCAUUAUUGUAUGUGCUCAUUGUACACUGCAUAAAAUAAACACCUUCUGGAAUUGAAAGAGUUUGUUAAAUUUUAAAUAUUAAUCUUUUUGAGUUGACUUUACCAGCAUUUAUUAAUUUUCUAAUAGGACCUAGAUUAUUUAACUUGUUGUACAUGGUAUAUUUGAGUUGCUUAAACAUAAUUUAGCCUGAAAUAUGGGGUUAUGUAUUUAAACCAGUGAGAAAUACUUUUAAUAUAAGUUAAAGUAUCAUGUUUAAAUGAAUAAAUUCAUAUAAGCUUGUCAAACCAACUCAAGAUUAAUAUUUCGCUAACAACUUAUUUUAACUCACUUAGACGUACAUUUUUUGCAGUGUAAAACCAUUAUGACUGGAAAACUGUUUACUGAAUAUAUAUUUGUUGCCUCUCCUUCAUUCAUUAUAACAUUGUCUUUAUUUUGUUUAUGGAAAAAGCCUUGUGCGGUCAUUCUGUAUCCACUCCCAUUCAUUUUUGGCAUUUGAAAAUAACACUAUCGACUUAAUUCCCUUGAAAUGGACAAGUGAAGAUAGUUCAGGCUGAGUAGUAGAAACUUUCUGUCCUUGUUUGAUCACUAGUAUGUGAACAAUGCCUAUAAUGUCUUGUGUAACAAAUAAAAUGAUCUAAACUAUGACUGAAAUUGAAAUGAAAAAUAAAAAGCACAUGGCAAACCUGUGGAAAAAAGUU
Molecule: messenger RNA, 5948 nt
Organism: Boleophthalmus pectinirostris (great blue-spotted mudskipper)
Lineage: Eukaryota; Metazoa; Chordata; Actinopteri; Gobiiformes; Gobiidae
Gene: gdi1
Product: GDP dissociation inhibitor 1
Biological process (GO): vesicle-mediated transport; small GTPase-mediated signal transduction; protein transport
Cellular component (GO): cytoplasm
Molecular function (GO): Rab GDP-dissociation inhibitor activity
Source: RefSeq, a predicted model, not a curated record